Trifolium pratense (red clover) is the source of this 3389-nucleotide messenger RNA. RefSeq names its product receptor-like protein 9a. The coding region runs from base 283 to 3192 and encodes 969 amino acids. NCBI's taxonomy places the organism in Eukaryota, Viridiplantae, Streptophyta, Magnoliopsida, Fabales, Fabaceae. The transcript is spliced from 6 exons. Gene Ontology annotation, molecular function: protein binding. The record is from RefSeq and is a predicted model, not a curated record.
AACAUGUUAAGACUCCCGGCCAUUUGGUUACAAAAAUGAAAGCAACAACUAAACUACUAAUGUUCACAUAAGUCAUUAAUCAUGCAAGAUAAGUUUAGCAUCUUUCUUAAAUGUCAUUAUCUCUAGUCAACUCCAAGUCUUUCCUGUGGGUGUUUCUAUGAAGUAUCAUCUUGCAAUAGAAAAGUCUCAUCUUUUAGUACUAUAUAUCACAAGGUGAUUAUAGGAAUAUUUAGGAUAAAACUGCAUAAAGUAACACAAUAUAUAUCCAUAGAUUUGUCAAAAAUGAAGUUGGGAUUGAUAAUUAGUUCCUUUUUUUAUUUUGUGAUGAUAAUAAUGUUAAUGCAAAAUGAAGAUGGAUCAUGUAACGGAUGUUUAGAGAGUGAGAGAAUAGGCCUUCUAGAUAUCAAACACUACUUCUUGUCACAUAAAGUAUCAGAUUCUGAGUUUGCUUCAUGGGUUGAUGAUAGAGUUAGCAAUUGUUGUACUUGGGAUGGAGUCACGUGCUCUAACACCUCUUCUGGACACAUAACUCAACUAUCCCUCGAUUGGUUACUAACCUAUUCAUCAGAUCAUAUGAUAAUGAUGAAUGUUUCUCUGUUUCGUCCAUUUGAAGAAUUACGCCUCCUCGAUUUGUCUUGGAACAAAAUUAAAGGCUGGAUGGGCAAGGAAGAUUUUGCUAAAUUACAAAAGUUGGAGACCUUAGACCUUUCAUACAACAGUCUAAAUAAUACAAGCAUAUUGUCAAGUUUGAAUGGAUUAACUGCUCUAAAAACUUUGAACCUCGGUGGUAAUUCACUCGAUAGCUUCUCCGCUCAAGGAUUUUCAAGAUCAAAGGAAUUGGAGAUCUUAGACCUUUCAUACAAUCAGCUAAACUGCAGCAUCAUAACAAGUUUGCAUGGAUUCACGGCAUUAAGGAGUUUGACACUGUAUUAUAACAACUUGGAUUGUUCUUUCUCUGCAUUAGAUUUCACCAAAUUUAGUCAGCUGGAAUUAUUGGACUUAGCCUAUAAUUACCUUACUGGUUCUCUACAUGUAGAAGAUGUUCAGAAUUUGAGAAACUUCAAAGUUUUAAGUUUAAGAAAUAAUCACAUGAAUGACUCAGUUGAAGGACUAUGCCAAUUGAAGGAUUUGCAAGAGCUAGAUAUCAGCAAUAACAUGUUCAGUGCCCAACUUCCAGAGUGUUUAAGCAACUUAACAAACCUCAGAGCUCUUGAUGUUGGUAGUAAUUUGUUCAGUGGUCGUUUUCCAUCUUUCACUACCAAUCACACAUCCUUGGCUUACUUAGCUCUUGAUGGAAAUUACAUGAAUGGAUCAUUUUCAUUGAACACUUUGGCUAAUCACACCAAUCUUGAGGCUCUACAUAUUUCAUCAUUCAACAUUGGAGCACACAUUGAAACUGAAAAUACAAAGUGGUUUCCUAAAUUUCAAUUGAAGUCACUCAUUCUUAUAAAUUGCAACCUAAACAUGGACAAAGGAAGUGUCAUUCCUACUUUUCUUUCAUAUCAAUAUAAUUUGAUACAGAUGGACCUCUCUAGAAACAAACUAGUUGGCUCAUUCCCAAGUUGGUUGAUACGUAAUCAUCACAUAGAAUGUUUGAAUAUAUCAAACAACAAUUUAAGUGGUUUUCUUCCAAGAGAUAUUGGUAUAUUCCUUCCUAAUGUUACCACUUUGGACAUUUCAUGGAAUAGCUUUGAAGGAAAUAUACCAUCAUCAAUUGGUAAAAUGAAAGAACUUUGGUACUUGGACUUCUCUCAUAAUAAUUUCUCUGGUGAGUUACCUAAACAACUGGCCAAAGAUUGGAAUGGCUUAUAUUACAUGGUGCUCUCCAACAACUUUCUAAGUGGGAAUAUCCCUAAAUUUCGUAAUUCAGUGAAUAUGAGAGUGUUGUUUCUUGAUAAUAACAACUUUAGCGGUACACUUGAUGAUGUAUUGGGAAGCAUUAAUACAAGAUUAGGAGUGUUAUCCAUAUCCAAUAAUUCAAUCUCAGGCACAAUUCCAAGUUCGAUUGGGAUGUUUUCUGAUAUGUAUACCCUUCUUUUGGCUGAAAAUCUAUUAGAAGGUGAGAUCCCUAUUGAGAUUUCCAACAUGACAAGUCUUGAAAUUAUGGAUCUUUCUCAAAACAAGUUAAUUGGAUCAAUACCAUAUUUCAGUAAUAUAAAAUCUCUAAGAUUCUUGUAUUUAGGAAAGAAUAAACUCUCUGGAUCCAUACCAUUUGAUUUGAUUGGAAGCUCACAGCUGAAACUUCUAGACUUGACGGACAACAAAUUUUCAGGUAAAAUUCCAAACCGGAUGGGUAAUCUCUCAGAGUUACGUGUUCUUUUACUUGGAGGGAACAAACUGGAAGGAGGUAUUCCAACUCAAUUGUGUCUGUUAAAAAAUAUCAACAUAAUGGACUUAUCACGGAACAUGCUCAAUUCUUCUAUACCAUCUUGCUUCCAAAAUAUGCCAUUUGGACAAUAUGAUCAUGGUUAUGGAGCGUACUUUAGACCAUAUCACUUCAAUUCAAGUCUGGAGCUGUCUUUUGUUCCUGAUCUAUUAGAUGACAAGAUGCUACACUUGGAAGCGGAGUUCAGAACAAAACACAUGGAUUACUAUUACAAAGGUAAAGUUCUUGAGAACAUGACUGGAUUGGAUUUAUCUUGCAACAAUCUAACAGGUAUCAUCCCUUCUCAAAUUGGAAACUUGCAAAAACUCAUAGCCUUGAACCUAUCUCAUAAUUACUUGUCAGCCCCUAUUCCUAUCACUUUUUCCAAUCUUACUGAGAUAGAGAGUCUUGAUUUAUCCUACAAUAAAUUGAGUGGUAAUGUACCUUCUCAACUAACUCAAUUGCACUUUUUAGAAAUCUUUAAUGUGUCAUACAAUAACCUUUCUGGAACACCGCCUAGUGCCCGACAAUUUGGAAACUUUGAUGAGGGAAACUACAAAGGUAAUCCCGGUCUUUGUGGACCACUCCUUAACCGGAAGUGUGAAGGCAUUGCGUCUUCACCUUCAUCACAAUCCAAUAUUGACGGUGGAGAAAAGGAAACCAAAGUGGACAUGAUAUCAUUUUAUUGGAGUUUCGCAGGAUCUUAUAUAACAAUACUAUUGGCCUUCAUAACAGUGUUGUGCAUCAAUGCGCGUUGGCGCAUGGCCUGGUUUUAUUAUAUCAGUAAGGUUAUGCGUACAUGUUUUCCAAGUUUUCCUCUUUACUGAUGAAUUUCCUUAGUCCUCUUCUAUUGAAACUGAGUCUCAAAUAUUUGAAUAUUGUAAUUUAUCUUUACACUAAUUUCGUCAUUUUGAUUUGAGACAUUUGAUGUUAAGUUCCUUUUUCCUUGUUGUUUGUGUGAUGUACUAAACUACAGUUGUUUCAAGCUUUGUUAUAUGUUACAUGUGUUUCUUUUUCUGUUUUA